GCACGCCAUGUGCCCGUGUCCCCGGCAUCGCGGCCGCGGGCCCCCGGCCGUGUGCGGUUGCGGCGACGCUCGCCCCGGGCUGCGCUGGGCGGCGGCGCAGGUGACCGCGCUGCGGCUGCAGGCGCUGGGCGACGAGCUGCACCGACGCGCCAUGCGGCGUCGCGCGCGGCCCCGGGACCCGCUGCCCGCGCUGCUGCCCGCGCUCCGCGCCCGCUGGCCCUGGCUGUGCGCGGCCGCGCAGGUGGCGGCGCUGGCGGCCUGGCUGCUCGGCAGGCGGAGCGCGUAGGCGGCGCGAGCGGGGCCUUCUUGGUGGGGGGGACCGGAGCCGAGACCCAGCCCGGACCGAGCAACAGGUUGGCGAAACCCUGUGUCCUUGGAGGAAGCUGGUUCCUGUUUUCCUGAGGGAGUAGCCCAGAGCGUGGAAGGAAGCAGAAUUGUAAAGAGCUGAUGGUGGAAACACAGACAGAGGAAGCCCCUCGGGAGGUCCAGCUACAGAGAGAGCCACCCCAGUGCUAUUUAGCUAUAUAUAUAUACAAACCAAGAGAAAAUACAAAAUUCCGUACCUGUGCAUGCCUGCGGGGGACGUGGUGGCCCCUUUCCUUUCCACACGCGCAACCUUGCGAUGUGAACUCUGAGACUUCGUAAUGUCUAGGGUGGCAGGGGAGAGAGAUGCUUGUCGCUGCCCAUGCAGGAAACUUACAUGGACCGGUGGGAUCAGCGUGGACCAACUGCUCAGCACAGAUGCUGGUGUGGAGUAGAGGGGACUGGGCCGAAGGCAAGAUGGACAAGACAGAGGGGACGUGGGGCCCAUUUUGUUGGGGGCAGCCUGGGAUCCCUCCAUUUCUUGACAUGUCCUAGCCUCUUUCUGUCCCCGUCGAGACAGCUCUCUAGAUCUCAUGGUGGUCAUAUCCAGAGAAACGGGAUGUCAUUUUCUUCCCUUACCUAUAUAGUGUGUCUGGUGCUUCACUUCACAGUUUCUUGGUGCUAAGUGUAUCCUUCUUGGUACGGCCAGAGUCUUAUAGACGGACUGGAAAGGCCAGGGGAUGAGAGGUUUCUAUUUUGCUCUUUGGAUAUACUCUCAUUAUUAUUAUUAUUUUUUAAAGGGCUAGGUGACAAGAUGGCCACUGGAAAGUCUCUCUAUGGGGGGAGGGGUGGUGCUCACAGGGCUUAGGAGC
Molecule: messenger RNA, 1175 nt
Organism: Mus caroli (Ryukyu mouse)
Lineage: Eukaryota; Metazoa; Chordata; Mammalia; Rodentia; Muridae
Gene: Hrk
Product: harakiri, BCL2 interacting protein
Biological process (GO): positive regulation of apoptotic process
Cellular component (GO): mitochondrion
Source: RefSeq, a predicted model, not a curated record